CUUCAACCCCUUUUCUUCCAUUUUCUGUUUGAUAUCUGAUAAAUUUGAUAACCCAGAUGCGAUUUUAUCUUGUUACUCCUUUUUCAUACCUCUGUUUUUAUCUGUCUUUUGAAAUUCCCUCGUUUGGGUUUGAAUUAUAGCUUCCAUUUACCCCUUUUCUUGUUCUGUGGCGUUGUUUUGGAACUCGAUUGCUUCAGGAAUGCGUUAGUUUUUCAUCUCAAUUGAAUAAUCAUGUGAAAUUUAACUCUUGUUCGGGGUUUUGUUUUUCUCUUUCUCUAUAUUCUCCUCUUGUUGGAAAGUUUUUGGGGGGUCUUUGUUGAUUGACAAGGCAGUGUUUGGUUGUUUUUCUGCAGAUUAAUCAUGUGAAAUUUAACUCUUGUUCGGGGUUUUGUUUUUCUCUUUCUCUAUAUUCACCUCUUGUUGGAAACUUUUUUGGGGGGGGGGGGGGUUUGUUGAUUGACAAGGCAGUGUUUGGUUGUUUUUCUGCAGACUAAUCUAUUUAGCGAAUGGAUUUUGAUAACGUUUACGACUAUCUGAAGGAACUUUUUCCGGAGAUUGAUCAUCGGAUACUAAGGGCUGUAGCCCUUGAAAAUCCUAAAGAUGUUCAUUUAGCUGUUACUGAUGUUCUCACGGAGGUUAUCCCUCGUUUCCGUCAAAAAUCUAAAUUACCCUCGCCGGAUCCUGGUGUGGAGUUUGCAUCUAAAAUUGAAGUUGAGAAGAAAAUGCAAAUUAGGCCCUUGAGAUGGGUGCCGAGGGGUAUGGUUCCUUCAAAGUCAGGUAAAAUUGGUGAUGAAGCAUGUAGUGACACUUCCCAAGAGAGUGGUGUGGCACAUCUAGGUGCAGUGUUGAAUCAAUCUGUCUCUGCAAAUAACUAUGUUGCUAGUGAUGAUUGUGAACUAUCACAUGAGAAUACCGAAACUACAAGCCUCCCUGUACCAGCUAUUGUACAAGAAGACCGCAGUGAAGUAGAAUUGAAUCGUGUAGCACCUGGAAAAUCAAAUGGUUUGAUUCAUGAAGAUAGUGAACAUAAUGAUCACGAACAAAGUCCUCAAAUUAACAAAAUCAGGAACCAGAUUACUGAGGAUAUCAAACAGAAUAAGAUACUGUUUGAUGGUGUCAUUCAUUCUCGUAACAUUUGUGAUUUGGACUCCUUAGUUUUGCAUGAAUUAUUAUACCAUGAUGAUCGACCCGUUUCUGUGGAUGAGAAUUCUGGUAGUCAGACUGCCAAUCCAUCUUUCGAAAAUCAUUCUCCUGUUCAAUCUGUAAUCCAUCUUCACUCAGAAUCUGACUAUCAGGAAUCAAAUGCAAAUGGCACUUCAAAUCCUACUCCCAAGCAAGAGUGUUCUCCUGGUGAGAUUACUGCAAUUGAAGAUGGGUUAAUGGGGCAUACCAUUAUCACUCAGUCAAGCCAACCAUGCAGUAUUGAUCUUCUUGACAAGAUCAUUGAGGAUGCUAAAAGCAACAAGGUACUCCUGUUUGUAGUAUCCUUGAUUCCUGGACUACCUUCUCCAUGA
This is a messenger RNA of Benincasa hispida (wax gourd), 1514 nucleotides long. The record is from RefSeq and is a predicted model, not a curated record. Lineage: Eukaryota; Viridiplantae; Streptophyta; Magnoliopsida; Cucurbitales; Cucurbitaceae.